UGUCGCUCGUAGAGGACGCCGAAGUUUGUUUAUGUUUACAUCGAUUUUGACAGUCGGCCUACUUCACUUGGUAGUCGUAGCGCGCAAUUCAUGUAAUACGCGUGUUCCCGGCGAGUCUCCUGUACAGAUGGUUGUAAUUAAUCUUCUCAGUGAAAACCGCGCAGAAACAUGUAUGUGUAUAAGUCACGAAUAUAAUGUACGAGUCGUGACCGCAGGGCGAAGUGAAGCACUGCGUGACGCGCGUGCCAUGCUCUGUAAAUAGGUCGCUCGCGUGCCGCGAAAUGGCAUUCUCGUUUCGCGCCGGCACCAAUUGGUGCCACGAUUUCCCGAAAUUGGCCCGCGAGUCGGGAUUUUACUUUAACAUGCACGGAUCCAGGGUGCGAGUUGACUGGAAUCGCAUAAGUGUUCUGGAUAUAGACAGAGUCGUACGCGAGAGAGAUUUCUCGACCAUCGAUGAGAAUAUCAACAACGUCAUCGACUACUGCUUGGAGGGCGAGUACGACGUCAAGAUCCUGGAUCCUAGCUUCGUCAAGUUGUUCAGACUCGCGCAAUUGUCGGUCGAAUACCUGUUGUAUUGCAAACAGUACUUAGAUCACAGUGUAGUAAUAUUGAAGGAUGAAUUGAGACAGAAGAUCGAGCAAAACGUUAGCAUGAAGAAAGAGAUCACUACUCUGGAGGACACUAUAAAGAAUCUGAAGGAAAGGUCAAAAGAGAAACGUAAACUGAUUGAAACGAGCAUCGGUGAGAUUCCCAGCGGAGAAAUUUAUAAGUGUCCACACUGUCCAAAGACAUUUGUGCGUGCCAUAUUUGUAAACGCACAUAUAGCGCGUAAGCAUCCAUACGUAUCAGACAUGAGUGUAUCUACUUCUCCGGUGCACGAGCACUAUCGAGUAGAGACGGAAAAAUUGCACAACGAGAUAAAGACGCUAAAGGAGAGGCUCAAUCAGACUGAAAGAGUGAUAAGGAACGAGUCUGUCAAGCUGCUAGACAACGAGGAAAAUAAAUACGUCAGCAGAAAUGAAAACGACAUAAGCAAACUCGAAAGAUUACAAGAGCAAAGGAGAUAUCAGGAGGAUAUCGGAAGUUUAAAGAACAUGUUGUUUAACGAGAUACACGCGUUACGGGAAAAAAAUCACACGAUGAAUGACAGUAUUUUGGAAGCAAACAUAAAGACCCUGAUCAGUCAGCAGGAGAAGGAAAUUGAGAAUUUGAGAAGCCAGCUUCUCGAAAGGUUAACCCCAGGCAUAGAGAAUAUGCAGGUGAAGCUACAGACGCAGGAGAACUACUGGAAAGCCAAAAUAGGAGACAUGGAGACGCAACAUCGUCAGGACAUUGAGAGACUGACUACGGAACUGAGAGGGACCCAGCAAGUGGCCGAUCGUAUAAAAUCCGAGUACGCGUCCAAAGUGGAGGACUUGGAGAGGCUGUCGAUGGACCAGUCGAGCAUGCUGGUGGAACAGAGGAAGCAGUUGAACAGCUUGUCGCGCGAGAUCAAUAAUUCCCAGACGCAGAUCAGUCUGCGGAAUCACAGGGAGAAGGACACGGUGGAACGAGUUGGAUUCCACGAGUCACCGUUAGUGAAACUGAAACGCAGCAGCGUGAGCAGUUACAACGACGGCGAGGGACGUUACAGGAGCUCGUACAGCGCUGGAAACGGCGAGAUGGUCAUCGAGGACGUCGGCAGCGGGUCUAGCCAAGAGUACAGCGAUAAACUGACGUCAAUCGUGGCAGAAAGCAAUUACGCGUCUGGCAAAAAGGACGACGUAAAUAGCAAGCGCGAUAGCAAGAAGUUCAUCACCGAUCUAGUGCAAAUUAAUCCGAGAAACUCGGGAAAGCCAGACGCUAGAAAAACGAAGGAUCGAGCGAAGCACAACGACACGUUCCGCGACGUGAACGAAACGAACGAUCGUGCAAGUAAGAUCUGCACUACCAAAGAAAAUAUUGACAGUAUGAGUAAAAAGCGCGUGGAUAUCAGUGGAAACGUUGAAAGAAGAGGAACGUUGCACUCGGACGAUAUGAAGAGCAAUCGAAAACUCGGCUUCCUGGAGAGGCGCAGCGUGAGUUCCGCGACGGAGUCCGAGUUGUCGUCCUCGUCGAUGACGCAGUCCGAAUCCGACGACAGCGAGAGCGUUACGGUGACCGAUGACGUCACGGUAAAAAAGUACGAAACGCCCGUGAUCAAGUGUUCCAACAUCAGAAGAUCGUCGAUACAGGAAGACGCGAGGAAUGCGUUCAACAACCGGUUGAGGGAUCUAGGAAUCGAUCCGGAAUGGCAAGGUAUACCCGCGGCGACGUUCAAGCAGAAGAUGGAGAUUGUGAGGCAUCAGCAGAAUAUCAACGCGAAGAAAUUAAAUCGGUACAAUCAAAUAAAGCAGAAGAUUCUUGAAGAUGUUCUUCAGAGAAUAUCGACGAAAGACUCGGGAUUGGUCGCGAAGAAGUCUCCGUUGGAUAAGCUGGUCACUCGCGUCAAAUCGAAGGCCCUGAAGGCGUUUGGCAGCCAUAAAGAUAAUGAUGAACAUAUGCCUGCACAGAAGACCGAAAAUAUGACGCCGUCGAAAUUGCGUCUCAAACAAAAGAUUGAACUUCUUCCGAAAAAAUAUAAAGACAGCGACACGUUUGAGAGUACUCGCGAAUCACCGUUGAAACGAAAUGGAAUGGAUAUUCAUAGUCCGAAGGUGGUUCCGCAUCCAAGAUCGAUCUCCGAUCGAUAUAGAAAUCGGGAUACUUCCUCUGUGAGCUCCAUCGAGUCUCGAGAAGACGUAAAACAGAUUACGAAGGUGACCGUAUCGGAUGCCAGUGCGCGUAAAGCGGGUUCCCCGAUCAGCAGGAAGCAGGUGGUGGCAACAAAGUUCUCCGAACAUAACGAGUCGGAUGACGCAGUCGUGCAGCAGGAAGAUUCGAUAGUAUCUUUGAAGAACAAUAAAAGUGUCCUGAAGUCAGUGAGCGGAUCAGUCGGCAGUUUAGUGAAGAAAAAGGUCUUGUUCGAUUUGGAAGAUGGAGAAGAAGAUGAUGCGACAGCGCUGGGAAGCGAUCACAAAAAAAUUCAAAGAAAUAAUAGCGACUGGAAUAUCUCCAGCUCUCCCGAGAGAAGGGAAUAUGCAUUGCAGAAAGAGAAGUCCAUGAGUACGGGCAAUAUAAUCUUAAAGACUUCGCAGAGCGAUAAGAUCGCAGAAAUAUCGAAGAAGAUACAAGAACAGUUGAGCAUAGCAAGGAAACCACCCAUAGGAUCCGUCGAAACGAUCUUCCGAUCACACACAAACUUGCACGAUUUAACGAAUUACAACACAGGAAGUCAUUUAUUUAGCUCGACCAGCGUCACGAGUCCAGUCUCGGAAAAUCCUGCCCGGAAUUUUACGAGUCCAACAGCGAAGAUUAACGUGUUCCCGCAACCUGCUCCGCGAACUCUAAAAGAUAAGGAUCUGCGUAAGACUCACUCCGCAAGCGAGUUGCGAUAUUCCGAUUUAGACUCGGAUAUCGACGAGAUACUGCAGAUGGAAUAAGAUGUAUUAUAUCAGGUAACGAUUCGUUUAAAUUACCAGAACUCUGAAUCGAAGCGAUUUCUCUCGGAGAAGUCGCUCCCGCGAUUGUGGAUUUUGCUUGUAACAUAUCUAAUUUAUUAUUUAGUUUAUAUAUAUAUAUAUAUAUAUAUAUAUAUAUAUGAUCCAUGUAAAUAUAGCUUAAGGAAAAACGUAUCCAAUACGACAUCGAAUCGACAUAUUUAUAAUAUUAAUAAUAUAUAAUAUUUAUAAUGCGAAGAAGUGCAAGGUUUGUGCAAUUUUUUUUAUAAAGAUCUGACAUCAAGUAUCUUGCAAAUUAACUCUUUCACGCAUAAAUUAUAAUAUAGCAAUUGUUAUAAUGAUAUAGCAAUAUAUAAUAUAUAGCAAUAAAUUAUAUAUACAGCAA
Molecule: messenger RNA, 3903 nt
Organism: Ooceraea biroi (clonal raider ant)
Lineage: Eukaryota; Metazoa; Arthropoda; Insecta; Hymenoptera; Formicidae
Gene: DZIP1
Product: DAZ interacting zinc finger protein 1
Biological process (GO): cilium assembly
Cellular component (GO): cytoplasm; ciliary basal body
Source: RefSeq, a predicted model, not a curated record